This is a messenger RNA of Eremomyces bilateralis CBS 781.70, 1437 nucleotides long. RefSeq names its product methylammonium permease 3. Gene Ontology annotation, molecular function: ammonium channel activity. The coding region runs from base 1 to 1437 and encodes 478 amino acids. Gene Ontology annotation, biological process: ammonium transmembrane transport. NCBI's taxonomy places the organism in Eukaryota, Fungi, Ascomycota, Dothideomycetes, Eremomycetales, Eremomycetaceae. The transcript is spliced from 3 exons. Gene Ontology annotation, cellular component: plasma membrane. The record is from RefSeq and is a predicted model, not a curated record.
AUGGCCGAACUAACUCCUCCGGAGUUCAACGAGACGCAGCCCAAUGGCGGUGAUUCUCUUCUCGUCGAUGUCAACGCCCAGUACGCGGGUUUUGAGAUGCACUAUAUCUGGAUUGCCGUUAUGUGCUUCCUGGUUUGGCUCAUCAUCCCGGGUAUCGGACUUCUCUACGGAGGGUUGGCGCGGAGGAAAUCCGGCUUGGCUCUCCUGUUCCAGUCUCUUAUGGUCGCGGCGAUGGUUACGUUCCAAUGGAUGUUCUGGGGCUACUCCCUCGCCUACUCCCGCACCGCCUCCCCGUUUAUCGGCAACCUGGCCAACUUCGGCAUGAAGAACGUCAGCGCUGCCCCAUCCCCAGGAUCCGACCUCCUCCCCGAAAUCGUUUUCUGUUUCUACCAGAUGUUGUUCUGCGCCUGCACGGUACAAAUCGUCAUCGGCGGGUCCUUCGAGCGUGGCCGUAUCAUCCCCUCCCUCGUCUUCGGCUUCCUUUGGGCCACCAUCGUGUAUUGCCCGAUUGCCUGCUGGACCUGGAACUCCAACGGCUGGCUGUACAACCUCCCUUCCCUCGAUUUCGCCGGUGGUGGCCCCGUCCACAUCGCGUCCGGCUGGGCUGCCCUUGCGUAUGCCUUCGUCCUUGGAAAGCGCCGACAUGUUGGCGAGAAGUCCCACCACAAGCCGCAUAACACCACUCUUGUCUUCCUCGGUACCGUCCUCAUCUGGUUCGGAUGGUAUGGCUUCAACGGCGGUAGCGCCCUAAACGCCUCCGUCCGUGCCAUGACCGCUGCGUUCAACACCAACACCGCCGCGUCCAUGGGUGUCCUAGGCUGGUCUCUCGUCGACUACUUCCGCCACGGCCGACGAUUCUCCGUCGUCGGUGCCUGCGAGGGCGCCAUCGCCGGCCUCGUCGGCAUCACUCCCGCCGCCGGUUUCGUGUCCGUCUGGCUUGCGGCGCUCAUCGGCUUCCUUACCGCUGUCGUCUGCUCGCUCUGCCAGGGCAUCGACAAGAUCCUGCGCAUCGACGAGGGCAUGGAUGUCUUCAAGCUCCACGGCAUCGGUGGCAUGGUCGGCUCCUUCCUCACCGGCAUCUUUGCCCAGUCCUGGGUCAGCUCGCUCGACGGCAGCACGCUGGCGCCCGGCGCCAUCGACGGCGAGGGCAUCCAGGUGGCUAAGCAGCUCGCGGAGAUCGCGGCCAUCUCGGCGUACAGCUUCACGGUCUCGUGUAUCCUGUUGUAUGUGCUCAAGUACAUCCCCGGAAUGCAUCUGCGCGUCAGCGAGGAGGCGGAGAUGGUCGGUCUGGAUCUCGAUCAGUUCUUCGAUGAGCAGAUCGGGGACUGGAGCAUGCUGGAGCAGAUGGCGUUGCAGAGCGAGCAGGGAACCGCGACUCCGACCUCUGGAAUACAGAAGGAGGCGGUGGCAGCGCAGCAGACGACAGUGGAGACGUAG